This is a messenger RNA of Drosophila busckii, 1769 nucleotides long. Its product is annotated as 4'-phosphopantetheine phosphatase. Gene Ontology annotation, molecular function: ATP binding; pantothenate kinase activity. Lineage: Eukaryota; Metazoa; Arthropoda; Insecta; Diptera; Drosophilidae. Gene Ontology annotation, biological process: coenzyme A biosynthetic process. The record is from RefSeq and is a predicted model, not a curated record. Gene Ontology annotation, cellular component: nucleus; cytosol. The coding region runs from base 305 to 1393 and encodes 362 amino acids. The transcript has a single exon.
AAUUUUAGAGUUACUUUAUAACAAUCUGGUGCGGCAAAUAAACAAAUCUUUUGACAUACAAAAAAGCAUUCACAUGUGAGCGCAGCAGUCAGCUGUUGCAGCAAAUUUUUUUAACCAGGGCUGCCAAAUGUGUAUGAUUGUCGGUUUGAUAAAAAAAAUAAUACACACAAGAUAUAACAACUAAGCAGUGGCUUUUAUUUAUAAACAUUAGUGUGCGUUAGCGACAAACGGAGUCAAGACGACGCACAUUAACGUAUUGUUACGUACACUGCGAAAAGUGUCUGUGAGUAGGGCGACAGUAAAAAUGCACAGCUGUACGCUGCUAAAAGAUGAAGCCAGUUAUCAACCGGAAACCUUGGACCUUAACACAGAUGCACAGGCCGCCGCUUAUUGGUUUCCCUGCUUUCGCGAACUGGUGCUAAAGUUUGCCAAGCAAGCGGCCAACAGUCAAAAGGAUGAUGACACGGCAGCUGAGCGAGCGGCGCAGUUUCAGGCGGCCUAUCUGGGUCAGCUGGAGGAGCAUGAAAACAACAUAAGCAAUCAAAGCGGCAAAACAGUGCUGGGCACAAGUGAGCUGCUUAAACUGAACGAGACAAUGCUGCGACGCUAUGGCUUUACUGAUCCAUGGCUGCAGCAAAAACAACAGGAGAAUGCAUCGGCCAAGGCGCGUCUCAAGCAGCGACUGCUAGAAAUCGAUGCCAUAACCAAUGAGCAGGCACGCUGGACGGAGCUAGUGCGUGGCGUGCUUGCUGGCAAUAUGUUUGACUGGGGCGCACAGGCGGUGGCCAGCAUACUGGAGCAGGAUAGCAACUUUGGACUACAUGCAGCGCUGGAACGCAUAGAACAGCGACCCUGGCUGCUGGAUAAUCUAGACGACUGGCUGCAGCGUCUGCGCAUUAGCGAAUCGCAGCCGCCGCACAAGUGUGCGGUUAUGUUUGUGGACAAUAGCGGCGUCGAUGUGGUGCUGGGCGUGCUGCCGUUUGUGCGUGAGCUGCUCAAGCGCGGCACCAAGGUGCUGCUCUGCGCCAACAGUGAGCCCUCGCUAAACGACGUCACCAGCCACGAACUCAGCGCGCUGCUCAACGACUGUGCCUGCCAAUGCAGCGUGCUGGACAACGCCUGGCGCCAGGAACGUCUGCUGGUCUAUGCUAAUGGCCAGAAUGGACCCUGCCUGGAUAUGCGCACAUUGCCGCAGGAACUGUGCGAAGCCAUAGCUAAAAAUGAGACUGAUUUGCUCGUCAUUGAGGGCAUGGGACGUGCUCUUCAUACCAAUCUAAAUGCGCAAUUUAAAUGCGAAACCCUGAAGCUGGCGGUGAUCAAGAAUCGUUGGCUGGCCAAAUAUCUGGGCGGUGAUAAGAUGUUUGCCGUUAUUUGCAAGUACGAGCAUAGCUAGUGGCCACUGUUUGUUAAGUCGACUGUACUGUUUUUUUUUUUUUUUGCAAAUAAUUGUUAAUUGUUUAAAAACCCAAAAUGAGAUUUACAAAUGCUGGUACCUAAGUGGGGAUGUGGGAAAUUCUAUUGGAAGUCUGUUAAACUUAUAUGUAUGUUAUACGUUUUCUAAACGUAAGAAUAACGUAAGCACCAAGCGCAACUAAGCAAACUAAUCAAAUGUAUAUUUUAUAUACUAAAACGCCUUUCACUCAAGCUCUUCCCCGUAAGCUGCAUCUUGGUCUGCUUACGUUAUUUUCACGUCUAGAGCGUAGUAACUCUUUUCACAACUCUGUCAAUUAUAAUGAGUAAAAGCUGUACAACUAUGUUAUGAUAUAUUU